ACGUAAAAAAUUCCGAGAAUGAUGUGUCAGCCGAAGAGGUUUUUUUUCUUGCGAAGAGGGUUCCAAAAAAAGUUUUUUUUUUCAGUGUCUGAGCAGUUCCAAGCAGUUAUAAUUUUGGAGAGAAUUUAGCAAAUUUUUUUGGCUCAAUUCUCUAACUGUUUUGACACCUGUAUAUUUUUUUUCAAAAAAUUGAGUCUUUAUAAACGAAACCGAAAAUAAACAACACUUCAUAGUCCACACACACUUAUCAGUCAAGUAGCGAGUGGGGUUUGGGAGUUACCAUGAUUUGUGUGUGAGAGAGACAGAAAAAAAAAGGGUUGGUUUUUGAAGCAUUGUUCUGAGUUUUUUUUAUAGUGUGAUAAGAUAAAGAGCUAUGGAUAUUUUAGAUUGCGCAAGAAUUAUAUUAGAUAGAGUUCUGAAAUUUGAUCCCGAUAAUGCUCGACAAAUAGUUGGUUAUCUCCUUAUGCAAAAUCAGGGUGGACCUGAAAUUGCUAGAUUGGCAUCUUGCCCGGACCAUAUCAUGGCCGAAGUCGUUCUUAGCGCCAAAAUUCAAAUGUUGGCCCUAAAUCCAGGCAUGACUUCCAUUCCGCCACCGAAUGUAGCUCCUCCCCGAGGUUUGGCCUAUUUUCCGGGUUUCACUCCAUCUUCACCACCACCACGGAACUUUCAGGUUCAAUCUACCUAUUGUGAUCCACAGUUUGCGGCUAGCAAUGUGAAUCAAGAAUUUAUGGGAGUGAGUUAUCUGGAUUCUGUGACAGAACUUCAGAAACAAGCAGAGAUGUUGAGUUUGGAGAAUUCUUUAGAUCCUGUGAAUAUCGGACCUAGAGGUGGUUUGGUCAAUGAUUACAACAACGGCUUUGAUUCUUCUGUUGUCAGUUUCGGCGGAAGAUCUACAAAAAGGUUUUCGAAUUCGAACCCGUCUGAAUUUCCGGUCAAGAUCUGUCACUAUUUCAAUAAAGGUUACUGUCGGCAUGGAAGUAACUGUCGAUAUUUUCAUGGUCAUGUUCCUCAUGAGAGCUUCUCUUCUCCAAUGCAUAUGCAUGGAAAUGGCGAUAAUGCUUGUAACGAGGAUCAAGUGAUUUCGCCGCGUUCGUUAGCUCAGAUAGAGUCUGAAAUUAUUGAGCUUCUUAAGCAGAAAAGAGGUAAUCCAAUGUCAAUUGCUUCGCUGCCGAUGGCAUACUUUGAGAGAUAUAAAAAGGCAUUGCAGGCUGAGGGCUAUUUAACUGAGAGUCAGCGACAUGGUAAGUCUGGUUAUAGUUUGACAAAGCUUCUUGCGCGGCUAAAUAGUAUUCGGCUAAUCGGCAGGCCUCAUGGACAGCAUGCUGUUAUUUUGGCGGAAGAUGCCCCGAAAUACAUUCAAUCCGGAGAUUUAGUUCAAACUAUCAGUGCUGCUCGACAAUUAUAUAUGACUUUUCCAGCCGACAGCACUUUCACAGAAGAAGAUGUUGCGAACUAUUUCAACCAAAUUGGACAUGUUGACGAUGUUAGGAUUCCAUGUCAGCACAAAAGAAUGUUUGGAUUUGUAACAUUUGCUCAUGUCGAAACCGUUAGAGGUAUCUUGGAAAAGGGAAAUCCCCAUUUUGUUCGCGGCUCUCGGGUGCUUGUGAAACCCUACAGAGAGAGGACAAGGAGAAAUCAAGAUAGAGUGGAGCACGUUCCUUGUUGUCCACGUUACUAUGCAAAUGUGGAUUCUGAACUUGACUUAAUUCCAAGAGAACUCGGAAAACAUAGACAGAUGCAUAGACAGAUCACGAGGAGACAGUGGAUGGAAGAGGCGCAAGCUUUUGAAUAUCACAAGAGAAGUCUUGAGCAGCUGCAGUUUGCUCAACAAGGUUUUCCCGUUGCAGGCUUUCCCGCCGACGGGUUAAGAGUUCCAGAUGAUCGAUUCAAUUUCCAGCCUGCAGAAGCUCUGAACUAUAGGAUGAAUAACAUAUACAAGACAGCAGAAACCAAUUCAUCUGAAGCAAGCAACGAAGUACACUGUCUCCCGGACGAGUUUCCGAUUGAAAAUAAUAAUUAAAAGUGAUUCAGUUUCAGAAACAUAGAAGAAGAGAAGUAUAGAGUUUAGAACAGUGGAAGACAAAGACAACAACAUAGAGUUUUUUUUUUGGAAGUACUUAGUCAAUUAGCAUGGUGAAGACAAGACAAAGACAAUGGUGGAAUUUACAUAAUCUUACUAUACAUGUAAGAAGUUUAUUGUUUUUAAUAAUUAUAGAAAUUAAGGAUCAUCAAUUAGAUAGUACUAGUAGUGUGUUUUUCUUGGUCAACAAGUUUACUUUAGUUGCUGGGUUUUCAUCUUUUAAAUUUGAAUAAAUAAGAAGUUGCGGGUUCGAA
Molecule: messenger RNA, 2334 nt
Organism: Lathyrus oleraceus (garden pea)
Lineage: Eukaryota; Viridiplantae; Streptophyta; Magnoliopsida; Fabales; Fabaceae
Product: zinc finger CCCH domain-containing protein 18
Exons: 7
Coding region: 374-2020 (548 amino acids)
Molecular function (GO): metal ion binding; RNA binding
Source: RefSeq, a predicted model, not a curated record